This is a messenger RNA of Prunus avium (sweet cherry), 667 nucleotides long. NCBI's taxonomy places the organism in Eukaryota, Viridiplantae, Streptophyta, Magnoliopsida, Rosales, Rosaceae. The record is from RefSeq and is a predicted model, not a curated record.
CAACUAAUAAUAAUUAGUGACACAAUGGAUCCCAACUCUAAUUUUCCUCAGAACAUGACGAUCAACGUCCUAUGGAGAGGAGUAAUAUACAGUGGCCAGAUUCCCGUCACGGCAAGAAUUUUCGAAGUGAAACUAUUCAUCUCCGAAGUGCUUCACGUCCCAAUCCAACCAGACAAGCAAGACCUGACAUGGGCAAUGCAAUUCCUAAGGGAUGAACUGACUCUGCAAGACUAUCAAAUUCCUCCAUAUGGUACCCUUAUUGUCCUUCAAAAAAUUAGAGUCACGAUCUACGAGUCAGAGGGUGGUGGGUUUUAUUAUGAGUACAUAGUUUACGAUGGUAUUUAUGUGCGUGAGUUGAAGGCGAAACUUCACGCAGAUUUAGGUGUCGUCGUCGAAAAUAAGGUACUCCGAAUGGGGAAUACUGAUCUUAAUGAUCAUGCUCUACUGUGGGUUGCUGGAGUUGAGGACGGAGCUACGUUAUAUCUCGUUGAGUGUCAUUUUGGGUAAGUGAGUGAGACGAUAAGGGAGACUUGAAAAAUCCUACAAGAGUUCAAUUUAGACAAAAAUAAAUUGGAGGUUAUAAUUAAUUUAGUCUUUGGAUAGUCGAAAUAAAUAUGUAUCUGUUGGAUGAUGCAUAUAUGAUAUAUGCAAUGAAGAAUGAUCUGUU